This is a messenger RNA of Carassius auratus (goldfish), 1994 nucleotides long. RefSeq names its product beta-1,4-galactosyltransferase 7-like. NCBI's taxonomy places the organism in Eukaryota, Metazoa, Chordata, Actinopteri, Cypriniformes, Cyprinidae. Gene Ontology annotation, cellular component: Golgi apparatus. Gene Ontology annotation, biological process: proteoglycan biosynthetic process; carbohydrate metabolic process. Bases 537 to 1490 code for a protein of 317 amino acids. Gene Ontology annotation, molecular function: xylosylprotein 4-beta-galactosyltransferase activity. The record is from RefSeq and is a predicted model, not a curated record. The transcript is spliced from 6 exons.
UCCGGGGGAAUAUUUUAAAGACGGAGGUUACAGCUAGCCUGUGACUUUUUUAUUUUAUCAUAGUUGUCUCGUACGUUUUUAAACGAUUACCGGCAAUGAGUCGCCUAAUAAAAAAACUUAAACCAUAUAGUAUUUCUGAUGCUUGUAAAACACGUCAAAAGUAAUUCAGACGAAUGCGUUAACCCUCAAUCAUUAACGCGAGCUCGUGCUGUGCGCUUGUUUUUUUUUGUCGCACCGUCAUGAGUGACGUGGAACCAUAGCGUGGAACUGAACUCACUCAAAUGUGCUAAUCAAACACAACACGCAUGAAAUGGGUUUAUGAUUGUGCUUUACAGAUAGUGUGAUUGGCAUCUUACCUGCUAUGAAAGAAAUCAAUUAGGAAGGAAGAAUGGGAUUUUACGCUGCAAGUCAUUUGUGAUGUAAAGAGGCACACGAACUAGGAAUUUGAUUUUAACAUGUAGACGACAUGAUCUCGAGCUCGAGGCGGUGUCAGUGAAAUAUUCGUGGAGAUAUUACGGUCUGCUCGCGUGGUAGAGAUGAUGUACUCUUCACGGAGGAAACCUGUGCUUUAUUUCAGAGAUGACAGAAGUUUUCUGUCGAGGAAAUGCACCGUCUGGAAGCUCUUUGGGCUCUGCAUGCUGUUUGUCUUGGGCUCUCUUCUUUGGGUGCAGCUGACUUGUUCAGGAGACAUGAGCCAGACGGUUAGGCACGGUCACCUCCCUCACCAGCCCUGUCCCGUCGAGAGACAGUCCUCGUCUGCUGAUGACCCUUCCUGGGGCCCUCACAAAAUGGCCCUCAUUGUGCCAUUCAGAGAGCGCUUCGAAGAGCUGCUUAUAUUUGUCCCUUAUAUGCAUGCAUUUCUCAACAAAAAGAAAAUACGACAUCAAAUAUUUAUUGUGAACCAACUGGAUCACUUCCGCUUCAAUCGGGCCUCUCUUAUUAACGUUGGGUUUAUGGAAAGCGGUAAUGACACAGACUACAUUGCAAUGCAUGAUGUAGACUUGUUGCCUCAAAAUGAGGAUCUGGACUAUGGUUUCCCAAACGAGGGUCCCUUCCAUGUGGCUUCGCCAGAGCUUCAUCCCUUAUAUCAUUACAAGACGUAUGUUGGAGGAAUCCUGCUGCUCACCAAGAAACAUUAUCAGCUGUGCAAUGGGAUGUCAAAUCGCUUCUGGGGAUGGGGAAGAGAAGACGACGAGUUUUUUAGGAGACUAAAAACAGCAGAUCUUAAGCUUUUUAGGCCAGCGGGGAUUACUACAGGAACUAAAACAUUUCGACACAUCCAUGAUCCAGGCUGGAGGAAGAGAGAUCAGAAGCGGAUCGCUGCACAAAAACAGGAGCAGUUUAAGGUGGACCCAGAGGGCGGCCUGACUAACCUCCGCUACAAGGUGGAGUCCAGACAGGAAGUGACCAUCAGCGGAGCUCCGUGUACUGUCAUCAACACCUUUCUAGAGUGUGACGUCAGUCUGACCCCAUGGUGCCAGCCGAGCUAACACACUUGAGCAGGACACAUUCUCCUUCUGUGUACUGAAGGUUUCACAGAUUCAGUCACACUUGAAAAAUCACCCUGAUCUGCUAACCCAAAGGACUUGAAUAUGUGUCUGAGGGAAAAGAACUUUCUCUAAGUUUUUAUUUUUAUAGGACAGUGUUGUGGGCUUCAUCCAUGAUGAAGCGCUGCCUCAUUUUUGAACUGAACUGUGGACCAGGUUCUGCGCUGAGUUUGCAUCAUCUGCAUUUCAAAUACGAGUAUCCAAAUGUCCGGUUUUUAAAGAUGAGUUUUAUAAUAUUUUAGUUGUAGCAGUGGUCUGUUUUGGACUGUUUCUCUUUGUGAAAUUGUGAGUAUUUUGCUCAGCCGUGUCUUGACAGAAUUCUGUUUCUUUUCGCAUGAAUUCAAAAUCAUGUCUUGGAAAGGAAAAUAUAUAUAUGAAAGGGUUUCGAUGGUACUUGGAUUGUAUUUGCACAUUGUUCAGUAUUUGUAUAAAAGCAAAGGUUUCCUA